Molecule: messenger RNA, 749 nt
Organism: Aphidius gifuensis
Lineage: Eukaryota; Metazoa; Arthropoda; Insecta; Hymenoptera; Braconidae
Exons: 3
Coding region: 134-658 (174 amino acids)
Source: RefSeq, a predicted model, not a curated record
UAACUCGCAUCUUUCGACAGUACAAUUAUUUGAUUCAUGCAUCCAUGCAUUGGAUAAAAUUGUCUCACUGGAUUAAUAUUAAUUUAGUUUAAAACAAAAUAUUAUUAAUUUAUUAUUAUUAUUUAUAUUUUUUAUGAGCUCUUUUGUGAAUAAAAAAUCACCAGUUUUUAGGCAAAUUGACAAGCUGGCUGAUAAGCUUGAAAUUGAAAAUAAAAAAAUCAAGAUUGAUAAAACCAAGAGGCUUACUAAGCAACAGUUUUUCAAACUGUUUUUCAAUACUUGUUUUGAUUGCUGUAAAAUGUCUGCUAUUCCACAUGGUGGUUUUGCUGUACAUAAAGUACGAGAACGUCAAUUAUUACAUUUAAAAAUGCAGGCAAAAAAUGAUGAUAAAAAUAAUUCAUCAUCAUCAUCAAAUGGAUAUAAAAAAAAUUUAACUGAUGAAGCAAGAGAAUUGACACCACUCAAGUAUAAUAGCAAAUUAAUGAAUAGUAUUUGGGGAUUGUACAAUCGUUAUUCACCUCAUAAUUUUAAGAAAAAUACUGAUGCCAAUGAAAAUACUGCCGAGGGAGUGUUUUCGGCAGCGUGGGGGAAAUUCCUCCACGAUAACACUUCCCCGGCACAAACAUCAUCAGCUAGGAACAUUGCCGUCAAACAUUAAAAACAAAACUUUUUCAUGUGUAUCAUUAAAAUGACAAUCAAUAAAAAUAAUUAUUUUAAAAAUUGACUAUUUAUGUUUAUUUAUUAUCUAC